Camelina sativa (false flax) is the source of this 1798-nucleotide messenger RNA. Lineage: Eukaryota; Viridiplantae; Streptophyta; Magnoliopsida; Brassicales; Brassicaceae. The record is from RefSeq and is a predicted model, not a curated record.
UCGAUUUCAUCAUCAUCAUCAUCCUUGUUCUUCUUCUUUCUUCUUCAUCCUUGUUGAUCUCAUCGCAAUAAUAAUAAUAAAACUACUGUCUCUAGAUUCUUGCACAAAAAUCAUGGAGGAUCAUCAUCAUCAAUGGAAGAAGGAUUGUUUGUUUUUGUUCUGACAAAAGAGACCGAGACGGAUAAUCACGACGGAGGGGGGAGGGGAGAGAGAGAUCGACAAAUCGGGAGAUCGGAGAAAUGAUGGGGAUGAUUCCUUCCGCCGCCAAACUCCGUUUCCGAUCUUCUUCAAUCGAUUCGUAUUGCUUCGCUCAUGAGGCUUUCUCCGAUUGUACCAUCAUCAUCAUCUCCGUCUUCUCCGUCCAUUUCUUAUAGCCAUUUUUUUUUUGUUCUCCCUGUAAUAAUAAUAAUAAUCUCCCUUCCUCGAUCCUUUUUUUGCUUCUUUUCAUUUGUAAUCUCCCUUCCUCGAUUGGUUUGUUUUGUUUGUGCAUACACAUAUACAUAUAUUGGCUUCUGGUUCUGGAUUUUUAGGUCAGAUAUCGUCCAUGGAAGAGGCUGAUUUCGCCGAGAAAGAUCCUUCUGGCCGUUACAUCAGGGUACNCAGAUAUAAGGCGUUUGACGAAGUAGACGGGAUUGAAGUUGCUUGGAACCUAGUUAGCAUUGAGGAUGUAAUGCAGAUGCCUGGUCAACUUGAAAGGCUCUAUUCUGAAGUUCAUCUACUAAAAGCUCUAAAACAUGACAACAUCAUCAAACUCUUCUACUCUUGGGUUGACGAAAAGAGCAAGACUAUUAACAUGAUCACUGAGCUUUUCACCUCUGGUAGUCUCAGGCUAUACCGUAAGAAGCAUAGGAAGGUCGAUCCCAGGGCCAUCAAGAACUGGGCAAGGCAGAUUCUCAAAGGCUUGAACUAUUUGCAUUCUGAGACUCCUCCUGUUAUUCACCGCGAUCUUAAGUGUGACAAUAUAUUUGUCAAUGGAAAUACUGGAGAGGUCAAAAUUGGAGAUCUCGGACUCGCAACUGUUCUGCAGCAACCCACUGCACGAAGUGUGAUAGGUACUCCUGAAUUCAUGGCUCCUGAGCUGUAUGAAGAGGAAUACAAUGAGCUUGUGGACAUCUAUUCUUUUGGCAUGUGUAUGUUGGAGAUGGUAACCUGUGAAUAUCCAUACAACGAGUGCAGAAACCAGGCUCAAAUUUAUAAAAAGGUCACCUCGGGUAUAAAGCCUCAAUCUCUCAACAAAGUUGAUGAUCCUCAAGUUAGGCAAUUUAUAGAGAAAUGUCUUCUUCCUGCCUCUUCAAGACCAACUGCUCUAGAUCUCUCGAAGGACUCGUUCCUUGCAAGAGAUGGGUGCAAGGACUCUGCUCUUCUUGCUUCAUCAAGCACAGCAUCUAAACCUGUGAGACCACCACAGCAUGAACAUCUUCCCAUGGAUGUGGAUCAUAACGAGAAUAGAAGUGUCUCCAGUGGCUCCUCUCGUAAAAGCAAUGAAGACUACUCAUGGUGCCAAACGAUUGAACUUCAGAGGUUUGCAGAGGAUAAAGAGUUCAGGUUGAGAGGAGAGAGGAGUGAUGAUGUCACGGCAGCAAUGCUUCUGCGUAUUGCUGGCUCAUCUGGUAAAUGUAGAAUCGUACACUUUGCAUUCUAUCUGCACUCAGACACAGCUAAGGCAAUCGCUGAGGAAAUGGUUGAGGAGCUGCAUCUAACAAGCGAAGAAGUUGUUGUGAUUGCUGACAUGAUAGAUGACUUGAUGAUGCAACUUAACUCUGACCGAACCUCGUCGCAUCAUAAUCAAAACUCUCCA